GGCGGCAGAUUUUAUCGGAGUACAGCAUGUAGCUAAUGCCAACUUUAUGACAAGUGUGUGUCAAAAUGAUAGGUUUUUGAUGUUAGGUUGAGUUAAAACUUAUUCAAAAUUUCAGGCUAUGGUUAAAAAUGAGUGGUCAAAACGGGACGGUAGUCAACACCAAUCCCGCAGACGAAACAGGUGAAAGCGAAAGUGAAUUGGGAAAACAACCGUUUUCAUCAACCGAAAACGAACAGGCCUUCAGAGGUCCAAAAUUUUCUCCACCUGUUUACCGUCGUCGAUAUGCUGCUGUUUGUGAGCUAGCAAAGGAACAUCAAGCAAGAAAGGUAAUGUCCAAGUUUGGUAAAAAAAACUGCUAACUUAUCAGCUAGGAUCAGCUAGGAGAAAGAAAGUCAGUCCUUGGACUGCGGACUACGGAUUACGGAGCAGAGACCGGGUAUAAAAUUAAUGCAAGGUCACGUAGAAUUAAAAAUGACCAACGUUGGAGAAGAGAUUGCAUGACAAGUCAAAGGAAUUUUUUUUGUGUAUUAGGCCAGGACUAUUGUUUUAUGCUAGUUUGCAAUCUCUCGCCUUUAAUCCACAGUUCACAGCUGUAGGCUAUAUUUUAUACUGUCUGGUGUAGUUGUGAUUUCAGGGGUAUGGAAAUCGGGUUCUAUUGGGGUAUCUAUUUUAGAAACAUUUUCUAGGAAAGGGUACAACAUGGACAAAAGCUUCACAACCUUAGCAGUCGGCAAAAUAAGUUUUAAAACAGGGUUUAAAAACUAGACACAAUUUAUCUCUUGCAUGAGAUAUCAAUAUAUUUCAGUAUGAAUUCCUUCAAAAAUCAUGGUCGAAAUUUGGAGCUCUGCGCAGCACACACCCACUCAGCUGAGAACCUUUCUGUGAUACCACAGGAACAUGUAUCAAAAGCGUUAAGAGUUUGUAGAUAUUUGGUAAAAGGAAAUCUGGUUUCUUCUUUUGUGUGGCAUUAAGAACCAGAUAUAGGGAAUUAAAGGAAAAGGAUUUUUAGCAUUUAAAAGCAUGAGAUGUGAGCUAAGCUAAGCUUUUUUUUUUUUUAAUAACUGUUUUGUUAAAAAUGUUCCUCUAUUUACUAUUUUUUCUAGACCUGGUUGACUUUUUAAGGUAUAAUAAAAUUAUCAUUAUUAAUAAUAUUCUUAUCUUAGGUCCUUGAUUUUGGGUGUGCUGAAGCAAAACUUGUAAAGGCUUUAAUAAAUCAGGAGUCAUUAACUCAUUUGGAAGAAGUGGUUGGUAUAGAUAUCAACAGAGAUCUUCUUGAGGAGAAUAAAUUUCGCAUUAAGCCUUUCCUAGGGGAUUACCUGAGACCUCGUACUCAUCCAUUUAAAGUUUCUCUGUAUCAGGGUAAGUAUAGUCAAGUCAAUUUAUAGCUCCUUUUAAAAUCCAUAUGUCAUUAACAUUUUAGCAAGCAAGCAGUGUAUGGCCUUCAACAAGCAGACAACCAUUUUCCAUUGUCUGUACUCUCAGAUACAGGCCCAGGGUGGAUACUCCCGCAAAUUUUGGAUAGGGGUGUGUCGCAAAGGUUCGUGAACCCUAACCCUAUUUAAGGACUAAAAAAGCGAAAACUGAUACCCUUUUUAAGGCCGAAAGCCGAAAAAUGACAUCCUAUCCAAGGAAAAAACAACAUUAUUAAUAGCAUGAAAAGGAAAACUUUAUUUCUUCUCUGAAAUAAGCCUAGUUUAAAAAAAAAAGGUUUGUUUAGGCAGGCGUUUUCACACUCCAGUAUUAGAUAAUACAAUUAAGCUACCCUAUCUAAGGACCACACCAGGGACACAGAAACAAAAGGGUAAAAAAAGAUACCCUAUUUAAGGACCGAGAACCUCAAAAACCAUACCCUCCCCCCCCCCCCCCCCCCCCCCCCCCCCCCGGGGAUACAGGGUUUAAUAAACAGGGGCAACCUCGUUUCCAGGUUCUCUCUCCUAUGGGAAUGAGAUUGAUACAGGGGAAAUUUCAUGUUAGAGAGAUUAAAACAGAUUGGCCCAUUAUUAUGUCAUUUCCUUGGUCUAUUGUGUACUCCCAGAGAACAUUGCUCUUUUACCAAUGAGCUGGUGCGAAAUCACUCAGUUACAUUAUGUGAAGGUUAUUUAGAUUUUGUUUUGAUAUAAACAUUUGAUUUGUUAUUUAGCACUUUUGGCUAUGUUGCCAUGUCAUUUGUAAAGAUCAUGAAUUUUUUCGUUGAAACCGCCUGACACUGUUUUGAACCAUUUUCAUCAUGGAAUCUUUAUCAAGUGAUUGAAUUGGAUGCAAAGAUUAAUGUUUAUUAUAAUGACUAGGCCUGGACCCUAACUGCUUUUGACGAUAUAAUUGGGGUUAACCUACCCUGCUAGCAGAGUCGCUUCGAUCUUUCCUAGAUAAAGCUAGGAAGAUCGAAGGAGACUCUGUUCGCAGGGUAGGGUUAAGUGCACAAAUUAAUAAAUACCAACUGUCGUUGUUAUUGUUGCUAAAUAUAUAGGAACAAAGUAAUUAUUGACUUAUUAAUAUGGCAUGUUUUUUUAGGUUCUAUAGGUGAGGUGGAUGGAAGAUUUGUUGACUUUGACUUAAUUGCUUGUGUUGAACUGUAAGUUGCCAUAUAUAGAGUAUUUUCUGUGUUCAGACAAGGCUAAUAAUUGGCAAUGAUUUAAUUUGUGAAUGAAUCAAAAUCAAUCUGUCCUCACACAGGGUCAGGUAGACAAAUUCUGGAUCAGAUCAUCCCCUUUAACCCCAUCCCUAUAACCUACUGUGUCUUUCCGUGAGUUACAGUACUUUGCUCAAUCCAGGUUUUGUUGACACCAAUCUAAGUGUUGAGUGAAUUUAAUAUUGCAUUGGCCUGGACAAAAAAUCAUAGGCUGGAAUUGUAUGGUUUGUGCAUGUAGCAUUCUGUUAUAAGCAGUUUUAACUGUCAUUUGAAUUUUCUGACCUAUUUGCCUCCUAACAGGAUAGAGCACCUUGAACCUGAUAUUCUUAGUUCAAUGCCAGAGGUUGUGUUUGGCCACUUGUCACCCAAGGUUGUUAUAGUGACUACACCCAACGUGGAGUUCAAUGUAUUGUUCCCCGGUCUCAAAGGAUUCCGACAUUAUGAUCACAAGUUUGAAUGGACAAGAGCUGAAUUUGAGGAAUGGUUAGUUCCUGGUCUUGUGCAUGUGAAUACUGGUAAUUUUAAGGGCUAAUCGUUCAAGUAUGAGCAUUAAAAGCUGAAUGUAGAUAUUGGACUGCCAUUUUUAAUUUAUAAUAGUACAUUCACUAUUAGCCUUCUUCUACUAUUUGUCUAAUGAAUUUGACCUGUUUUAGGUUACUUGGUAGCUACAAUAUAUACUCCUCACUAUUUUGUUGAAACACCUGUCAUGUUACUUCCUUCCCAAUGUUGAUUCAUGUAUAACCUAUUUGCAAACAUAUGCAAAUCUCAACAUUGGGGUAGGAGAGAAGAAGACAUAGUACACUCGGGGAAAAAUAAAAUAAGUUGGUUGACUAGGUGUGGCACGAACAAACCUCUGUUUCAGUCUGAUGUUUUAACAAAUUUGAUGAGUUAUGUAGCAUUGAAGAGGUACAUUACAAGGGGAGGGUGUUCUUAUAACCUCCAUCAACAACUGAUUUUAUGUAUAAGGUAUUGCACUCAAACAACAUUAUAUUUAUUUAAUACUAAUCUCGCUGUUUUGGAGAGUGGGAGACUGCUAAAAAUGCCUUGUAAUAAAUAAAAACUGUUUGGACUUUGUAGGUGCAGUUCCCAGGCCAGCCAGUACAACUAUACUGUGAGUUUUGACGGCAUUGCACCUGGACCACAGGGUACAGAACAUUUAGGGUGUUGCUCACAGGUUGCAGUGUUUAAGAGGAUUUCAUCAUCCGUUUCUCCAGAAAAGUUAUUGCAAACUUGCCAGCCUUAUAAUCUGGUACUUCAUAUUUUUAUUCGCCUUGAGUUCUAUAUUUAUUUUUUAUAUUGUUACUGCAUGGUUGUAUUUAUUGCAAUUUAAUCAUCAUUAUGGAGUACUGAGUGAUUUCUUAAUUUGUGUGUGGUAUGACACUAAAUUUUUAACUGCUCUGUGUUCAUCUACCUUGCUAACAGAGGAUUCUUUUUGUCAUGGUUUUUAGCCUUUAUAAGGUGACAUUCAGCACUAAAGACUUUGAGAAUGCUAAAAACCAUGCCAGAAAAAAGCUUGUGCUAGCGGUAGUGUUUAUCAAAAGAAAAGUAUUUUCUUCCCUUCUGUGGAGGAUAUAAUUUAUUGAAACUUGAGACAUCGACCACAGGAAUAUUUUUUGACUUGUACAUCAUGACUUUGUGUACAAUUUUCCAGUUAUCACAAAUUUUCAUCUCAAUAGGUUGCAGAGGUUGAGUUCCCAUUUAAAAGGGACACAAGAACAGAGAAAGAAAAGAUUUUACAUGAGGUGGAAUAUGUGUUGUGGGUAUUAUCUUCUAAGGAGGAGGAGGAGGAGGAGGAGGGUAGUGAUGAGUCAAGACCCAGCGAUGAGGAUGUAAUUGAGCUGGUUUCUAAUGAUGAAGGUAAUAAUGAACUGACAUCCAGCAAUGAUGAUGAUGAUAAGCCAACACCCAGCGAUGAGGAUGUAAUUGAGCUGGUUUCUAAUGAUAAGGGUAAUAAUGAACUAACAUCCAGCAAUGAUGAUGAUGAUAAGCCAACACCCAGCGAUGAGGAUGUAAUUGAGCUGACUUCUAAUGAUGAAGGUAACAAUGAACUGACAUCCAGCAAUGAUGGUGAUGAUAAGCCAACAAUCAGUGAUGAUGGAGUAAUUAAGAUGACUCCCAACGACGAACAUAAUAACAAACUGACACCCAAUAAUGAUGGUAAUGAUGAACGAACAGCAUAUUGUGGUGGUGUAAUUGAAUGGACUCUUAAUGAUGAAGAUAAUAAUGAACUGACACCCAGCAACAGUGGUGAUGAUCAACAAACACCCAGUGAACAUAAUGAUAAUGAACUUUCAUCAAGCAGUAGUCACAGUGAUAAGCAGUCACCAAAAGAUAAUGAUGUAAUGGCAGAGGAACUUCAAGGUUUCAAUGAUUAUUCAAAGAGCAUAGAUGGUGUUGAAGAACGAAUAUACUCACUUGAGAAACUGCUAGCCUUUCCAUCACUUCAUAAGUUGUGUGGUGACGACAUUCAGAAGCUCAAGUAG
This is a messenger RNA of Porites evermanni, 5112 nucleotides long. Lineage: Eukaryota; Metazoa; Cnidaria; Anthozoa; Scleractinia; Poritidae. The record is from the annotation of a GenBank genome assembly.